UUCAUUCAUCUCUAACUUUCGCGACAAGCGGGGAUCAAAGGAAGAAGCUCCGUGGCAACGAACUCAUCCACGUGUCCAAAAAAACAAAAAAACUCAACCCCUCCCUCAUUCACUCCGGCGAUGUAUCGAACGGCGGCGAAACGUCUUCUCGGAGCUGGUUUCGCAACCAGCCGCCUCCUCCGAUUACCCAAGCCCAGGCCCACCACCACCAUCAUCCCUUACUCCUACACUUCCCCUCUCUGCACUUCCUCCUCGAUGGGCCACACCGAAUCUCCGAUUGGUAAUCAAUCCGUAAACCUUAAUCAACCGGAUCCCACUUCUUCUUCCACGGGUACAAGAGAAGGAACUCGUCGAGAUGAGAGCAGCAGGAAGCCGAGAGCUGAGUUUCAGGAAGAGCAGGCUCGUGUCCUCGCCGCGUCUCUUCGCCACGUGCCGAGGUUAGGUUGGACGGAGGAAGCGAUGAUUGCAGGUUCGAGAGAGGUUGGUGUGUCUCCUUCCAUUGUUGGCUCUUUCUCCAGGAAAGAAGCUGCUCUUGUUGAGUACUUCAUGGAUGAAUGCUUGCAACUGCUUAUCGACAGAGUAGACUCUGGUUUGGAUCUGCAAAACCUGAUUCCCAGUGAACGUGUUUCCAAGCUCGUUAGGAUUCGGUUGGAGAUGCAGAUCCCUUACAUGUCCAAAUGGCCUCAAGCUCUUAGUAUUCAAGCGCAUCCGGCGAAUGUUCCGACGAGUUUUAAGCAACGGGCGAUGUUGGUUGAUGAGAUAUGGCACACUGUUGGAGAUGGAUCUUCUGAUUUGGAUUGGUAUGUCAAGCGUACUGUUCUUGGAGGUGUUUACUCAACCACCGAGAUUUAUAUGCUUACUGAUGACUCCCCAGAGUAUCGCGAUACGUGGGCGUUCUUGGAUGAUAGAGUCAAAGAUGCUUUUGAUUUGAAGAAGAGCAUACAAGAGGCCAAGUAUUUUGCACAAGACAUUGGUGCUGGAGUUGGGAAAUCGUUUCAAGGACUGAUGAAUGGAGUUAUGCAGACCAUGUCCACAAGGGGUCGUAGCUCUGCUUUUUGAAGAAAGAUCAUCACACCUUUACACAAUAAAAGAUGCUUCAUCCUUUUAAGAUGAUUCUCUAGUACUUUGAGUUUGAGAUACGCUCUAAUAAUAUUAUGAUAUUAGUAUGUAUGACCUGAAGUUAUAAACUAUUUACUCAACACGAGUCACGAUGUUCUCUUAUCCGGGAGUGAAAGGGACCAAGAAGGGAUGCCUCAAUGGCUCAACGGUUACGCUUUCUGCUGAAAGAGGACAUUUUUGUUACUUCAACACCUUACAUAUGAACCAUAUGAAGCUGUAGCUGUACUUUGGUUUUGUUUCCACUCUAUUAUUACCAUGGCAAUCAAUCAGGUUCAUUUAGCAUA
Molecule: messenger RNA, 1403 nt
Organism: Raphanus sativus (radish)
Lineage: Eukaryota; Viridiplantae; Streptophyta; Magnoliopsida; Brassicales; Brassicaceae
Exons: 6
Coding region: 121-1059 (312 amino acids)
Biological process (GO): ubiquinone biosynthetic process
Cellular component (GO): mitochondrial inner membrane
Molecular function (GO): lipid binding
Source: RefSeq, a predicted model, not a curated record